GAUCCAGAAAAUGUGUCAACUGCUAACAGUUCUGCUGAUGUUUACUCACUUUGCUGUGUCUAUAAACGAUGGCUUUUAAUGACCUACAUAUCGUGACGGUUAAAAAGAAUAUAGAUGAAGUAAAGCGCUUUCUAUCCAUAUCUUUAAGUAUCUCAAACGCACACACUGUGGACUUUUACACGCGGGAUGUUUGGAGCACGUUCAUCAGUGUCAGUCCAGAGGAUGUGUUGUGUGCUAUCAGUUCCACGCAGGACAGCACGGGGGCGCUAGAAGAGAAGGAAAACACCACGUUUGGUUUCUGCAAUGCUUCAAAAAAACUGCUGGACAUAUCAGCCCUUCUGAGGGCAGCAAAAGCUCACUGUUUACCAGGUCUGGGUGUUUGUAUGCAGCUGGAGGAGCUCAUGCACAAUCUGAGACUGAUGUGUGGAGACACAGCAGCAGGACAGUCAUCAAAUAAAGUUCUUGCGCCAGAUGAGUUCAUGAACUGGAAAAAGGCUCAUGAGGUGCAGGCGAUGUCUGAAGUUGUGGCAAGUUUAGCUAAAUGCUGCCGAGUCAAACAGGUCAUAGAUGUGGGUUCAGGAAAAGGCUACCUAUGCUCUUAUCUAUCAAUGCGGUAUAAUCUACAAGUAUUUGGGAUUGAUUCCUCCAGCACCAACACACAUGGAGCUCAUGAGAGGAAUAGGAAACUGAAGAAGUUCUCCAAAUCCUAUCAGCAGCACAGAUUCAUUGAGAAUCACUGUGUGCAGAGCAAUGAUGAGAGCAAAGAACACUACAAUGAAAGUGAUGGCAGCAAAAACUGUAUUACAAAAGAAGGGGUUGAAGCACAAACUGAGAGCAGUGCUUUAUCACAACAAGUCAGUAGUGAUUUAUUAGCAUCAAAUAAUGCUGCAGAAUGUCCAUUAGACAACAGUGAUGCAGAUGCGGGAAGCAGUUUUCUCAGUUUGCUGGCCCUGGACGUCAUUGAAGACGUCUUUCCUCGAGUUCACCCCAGCCAGCUGAGUGUGGAGGAGAGGGAGAAGAGGAAGAGGGAGAAUCUGGAGAGGAAAGCCAGAGAAGGGAAGAGGAAAGACAGCAACAGCAGCCUGUUUUCACCUCUGACCUCGUAUGUGACUGCAGAAACUGAACUCAAGACACUGAUCACAGAGCUGGAGGAUGCAGUUCUGGUUGGCCUGCACACGUGUGGAGAUUUGGCCUCCAGCUCCCUGCGGAUGUUCAGGGCCAAGCAGGAGCUGCGGGCAGUGUGUAGUGUGGGCUGCUGCUACCACCUGCUGUCUGAAGAGUUUGAUCAGGACAGAGCGGGGUGUACCCGUGAUGAUAUGUGUGGUUUCCCUAUGAGUCAGUAUCUGAAAGAUCAGGCCUGUUUCUGUGGUCGAAAUGCCAGGAUGUCGGCCUGCCUUGCUCUGGAAAGAGUGUCUGCCGGAGGAGGGCUGCCGAUGGAGUCACUGUUUUAUCGGGCGGUUCUUCAUGUUAUUUUACAGGAUCACUAUGAUUGCUUUAAAAGUGAGAAGCGUGUUGGGAAUGUCUACUCCAAAGCCACGUCGUUUGUAGACUACGUCAGACGAGCACUUAGGAAGCUGGAUCUGGAUGAGUCCAAACUAUCUGAUGGUGACAUUCAAAGCUACCACGACCGCUACACUCCAAGGAUGAAUGAAAUGGUGGCUUUUAACAUGCUGAAAGUAACUCUGGCUCCCUGUAUAGAGGGUCUCAUCCUCCUGGAUAGACUUUGCUACUUGAAAGAGCAGGAGAAUGUAUCUCAUGCUGCACUGGUUCAACUCUUUGACCCUCUUCAGUCUCCAAGAUGUUAUGCAGUUGUUGGUAUAAAGAAAUCUACAGAUUGAGGAUCGAAGUUGGUAGCAUUGCAGUUUAGUGUAAAAUAUUGACUUAGUUUUAAAGUAUUAUUAGAACUUUCUUAUAUUUAUUUUGUAUUAUUAAUAAUUGUUUCAAAGUCUAAAUAAUUUUUCUGUCUAUUUUUCCAACCAUAACAAUAAAAAUGCUCUUUUAUUCAUAAUAAUAUUUCACAAAAAAAGCUAAUCAGGCUAGUUCACAGUAAAUUAAAAGCAGUUUUUCAGUCCAGCUGCACUCUGUUUUAGCCUCCGGAUCGGUUCAAGUUAUGAUGCAUAACAGUCGGGUCUGCAGCUUAAAGCGGAAAGAUGUAGUGAUCAAUGAGAUGCAGAACGUUGCUUUUAGUGCUCAUUAGACUGACUGCUUCAUAAAUCAGCCGUAGCCUAGCUGAGCUCUAUAAGGACAUCAGUCACACUUGAGACGUCUUGUGCUUCCACUUAUUUAACACACCUUUAAUAUUAAUCGGACAUUAAGCUCUUCAUUAUUUUCAGUAGUUCCCCACAGCCCAUUAUUCUCCCGUCUCACUUUUUUUAGUUAAUAUUCAUAAACGAAACACCUCGAGGUAGCUGUUAUCUUAACUUGAUUGAUUUGUCCAUGCCAUUGCUUUAUUGUGACUCUUUUAAACUUCUUUAAGAAGCACUUAAAGCAGAAAAGAAAAACCUGUGUUUAUACCACUGCUACUAUUAAUGUGUUUGCUCAAUCUUUAAGGGUUAUGAAAAUGAAAUGUACUUAACAUUUACUCAAACUCAAGGGGGUACAACCCUUUUAUGAGUUUCUUUCCUUUUCUGUUGAACACAAAGGAAGAUAUUUUGAAGAAAGCUAAUAAUUUCUAACCAUUGAUUUUCAUAGUUGAACAAAAUGGAAGUCAACAAAAACAGCGGUUAGACAUUUUUACAGCAAAUUCUCAAAAUUAAAUUCCCUAAUCAGGGAAAGAAAACUAAAGCAACACCUUUUACAUGAUCUUCCAUUAAAACAGAACCUAAUAAAAAAGUAACCAGAGAAAAAAAUAGUGUUUAGCCCUGUGUAAGUCUAAAAUUUCAUUCAUAAUGGCCUUAAAGGGUCUUACAUUUGACUUGAAGAAGCCUGCAGAAACCCUGUAAAUACUUUAAAACAGGUCUUAAUUUUCCUUUGUCUAUGUAAAGCUACCCACUCGGUACAACCAGCAAUCCAUCUAAAAAAAAGUCAAAUGGAUUAACUCAAAUAACCAUAUUGGUAAAUAAUCUUCC
Molecule: messenger RNA, 3068 nt
Organism: Danio aesculapii
Lineage: Eukaryota; Metazoa; Chordata; Actinopteri; Cypriniformes; Danionidae
Gene: mettl25
Product: methyltransferase like 25
Exons: 12
Coding region: 69-1838 (589 amino acids)
Source: RefSeq, a predicted model, not a curated record